Suricata suricatta (meerkat) is the source of this 433-nucleotide messenger RNA. RefSeq names its product reactive oxygen species modulator 1 (gene ROMO1). Gene Ontology annotation, biological process: protein import into mitochondrial matrix; protein insertion into mitochondrial inner membrane. Gene Ontology annotation, cellular component: TIM23 mitochondrial import inner membrane translocase complex. The record is from RefSeq and is a predicted model, not a curated record. Lineage: Eukaryota; Metazoa; Chordata; Mammalia; Carnivora; Herpestidae. The coding region runs from base 105 to 344 and encodes 79 amino acids. The transcript is spliced from 3 exons.
GAAGUUCUGCUCAGAGCCCCGGAAGCAAUUCCUCAGAUCGCGGGCGUGCUCCGCCUCGCGUUUGGUGUGAGACGUAGAAGUGAGCGACCGAAGCCGCGGACGAGAUGCCGGUGGCCGUGGGGCCUUACGGACAAUCCCAGCCAAGCUGCUUCGACCGCGUGAAGAUGGGCUUUGUGAUGGGCUGCGCCGUGGGCAUGGCGGCCGGGGCGCUCUUCGGCACCUUUUCCUGUCUCAGGAUCGGAAUGCGGGGUCGGGAGCUGAUGGGCGGCAUCGGGAAAACCAUGAUGCAGAGUGGCGGCACCUUUGGCACGUUCAUGGCCAUCGGGAUGGGCAUCCGAUGCUAAUGAGGGCAGUGGUUGUCCACUGCAGCUACCCCUUCCCAUCAGUCCCAGCUCAUGUACUAUAAUAAAACAAAUCUUUGAGUAGUCUUGAA